Molecule: messenger RNA, 2475 nt
Organism: Effrenium voratum
Lineage: Eukaryota; Dinophyceae; Suessiales; Symbiodiniaceae
Source: the annotation of a GenBank genome assembly
GUUCACGUGUACUGCGCUCUCGGGGACUACGUCUCGCCAUUGGAAUUGCUGGCAGGUGAGUGCGCUCAGCUGACCAAGCAGUGCUCAAAGGACCUGGUCGAGGCGCCAUUACUCCAGUGCCUGCUGGUUCGAAAGCUGUUCUUCUUCUUGUUCCGCUGCUUCGAGCUGAGAUCCUUUCCCUUAGAACCCAAGGAUGGCAUGGGCCUGGUCCAGCCCAGCCCAACUGCCAUCAUCGACCUGAUUGACAGCAUUUUCAAGACUGCCGAUCCAUCGAAGGCUCCUCCGAUGUUCUUGCGCUUGCUGCGCUUGUCCCCGCUGGGGCUUUUCCGCAUGCUGUCCGUGCUCUUUACCUCUCCCUCGGCAAGUCGUGCUAUCCAGGACUCAGCCGGCAAGCGUGUGGGGCAGGAGCAACUCAGCUUGAACUCCCUCUUUCGGCUGAUUCAGUCCUCGCUGGAAGCGGCCAAAAAGGAGGACAGCACGCUUGCACACUCACAGAAGGAGUUUCUGUGGUUUGUUGCCAGAUCGCUUCCCCGGGCCAAAACCCAGCUCACGAUCGAGGAGGUCAUGCAGGUGGUAGAUCAUUUGCUGGCGUGGCCGGUGAAAGGUGCCAGGCGCGAAGUGGAGCAGAUGCUCAUUGGCGUGCUGGCCAGCCAGGAAUGCUUCGACGGGCGGGCACACGCGAUGGUGAUCAGCAAGGCAGGCGGCUUUUGGGGCCUGGCCUCGUGGCUCCACGAGAGGAACGGCGAUCUUGGGCGAGCAUUGGAUUGCAGGCUGCAGGAUCCAGAACUCAGAGAGCAGAUCUUCGAGUUCAUCAUCACCAAGCUUGCAGAGGAUGCGAACUUUGCCCUCAUCGAAGCAGCCCUCCAGCGGCUUCAGGCCCUGGUGGAGGUUGACAGUGAGCGCUGCUCGCUCAUGCUUUGCGAGCAGUUUGCGAAUGUGCCUGAUCACUCCCAAGUGCUCGAAGGCUUGCAGGCAUAUCCUCAGAUGGAGAUGCGCUACCUGGAGUCCCUGCUGCGGCGCGGCAGUGCUGCUGAGCGCCAGACUUUCUUCAACCAGUACGUGGUGCGCUACAUUGACUUGCUUUGCCAGCACUGCCCCUCUGCGGUGCUGCCCUUCAUUUUGGAGAACGAGGCCUUGCCGCUGAGGGAGUGCUUGGAUUUGUGCGGCAGGUAUCGCGUCACAGAUGCCUCAGUGCAUUUGCUGGAACGCACCGGUGACUUUGCUGGCGUCCUCCAGCCUGGCACUUGUAGGGCUUCCGGCUGGGUGCGGCGGCGGCCGGAGCCACGGCCAGCGCUGCAGGUCGCCUGCGAGACGGACCCGGCGGCACUGGGGGCGGCACUGGCCGGGGGUCUGGCGGCGGGCGCGGUGGGGGGCUAUUUCUUCGGCAAGCAGCAGGGCGAAAGCAUCUCGGAGAAGUACGAGAAGUUCUGGCCCCGGAAGAUCAUGAUGCUCUUCGGCGCGCCCGGCGCCGGGAAGGGCACCCAGGGCCCCAAGAUCGUGGACACCUUGGCGAUCCCGCAGCUGAGCACGGGGGACAUGCUCCGUGAGGCGGUGAGCGCUGGCACGGAGGUGGGCAAGAAGGCGGAGGCCGUCAUGAAGUCCGGGGGCCUGGUGUCAGAUGAGAUCGUGAUCGGCAUCAUCGCGGACCGCAUCAAGGAGCCGGACUGCAAGAGCGGGUUCAUCCUGGACGGGUUCCCCCGGACCGUGGCGCAGGCCCAGGCCCUCGACGCCAUGCUGGCCAAGAGUGGGGAGGCGGUGUCCCUGAUCGUGGAGUUCAACGUGAACCCCUCCGUGCUGGAGGAGCGCAUCUGCGGCCGCUGGAUGCACAAGGCCUCAGGCCGGUCCUACCACGUGAAGUUCCAACCGCCCAAGUCCAUGAAGAUGGGCCCAGACGGCAAGCCGGUCCCGGAGACCAUGAAGGACGACCAGACCGGGGAGGCCCUCUACCAGCGCUCAGAUGACACUGCGGAGGCCCUGAAGAAGCGCCUGGACGGCUACAAGAACCAGACUCUCCCAAUUUUGGACUACUACAAGGAGAAGGGCAUCGUGAAGAAGGUGGAUGGUGGAAAGAAGAUCGAUGAGGUGUGGAAGGACGUGUGCUCCAAGCUGGCCUCGAAGCUGGUGCUGGGAGACUACCGCGAGGCCAUUGAGAAGCUGUGCACGUUCUUCAGUUCUGGCGACCGUGGCGUGGUGUCAAAGGUGGCGAAGAAGCUCUUGGCGGCCCAGGAUGGGCAGCCUGCUGAGGCCUGGUGGGAAGGACUACCGGAGGCGCAAAAAUGCAUCAGCCUGUUGCAGAACGUCUAUGACCUGAGCUCCAGGAACUCCAACAUCAUGACAGAAGCACAGCUGGAGGAGCUUUGGUUCGGCGUCCUGGGCUUUACUGUCCGCAAGCAGGAGAGCGUGACGAGCAUUUCGAACGAGCGCCGGCGGGCGGGGCUGGCGCUGGUCCUGCGGGAGAUGUCCUCAAAGGCUUAG